This is a messenger RNA of Striga asiatica, 1472 nucleotides long. NCBI's taxonomy places the organism in Eukaryota, Viridiplantae, Streptophyta, Magnoliopsida, Lamiales, Orobanchaceae. The record is from the annotation of a GenBank genome assembly.
AAUAAAUUUAUGCUACUAUCUUGACAGAGCCCUGAGACUCAGCCAUGGAGAAAGAGAAAGAGAAAGCUAAAACUUCUUCCCCUGACACUGUUCUUGAGGAUUUCUUGAGAUCAUCAGAUUCUCAGACAGAUUCUCCGAAAGCAAGUACUUCAGAAUCACCUAUACAAAUUGAUACCAAACCUCCUUCCAAAAAAUUGGCCGAUUUUUUUCAGUUUUUCAGGCUGAAGUCCAAGGCACAGCUAUCCACAUUGCAGCCCCUCAGUGCCUUUAAAUUAUCCAAAAGGUUCAGCAGUAGCGUGAGGGAGGAAGUUGGCCGACCCUUAAUCGAUCCAAAUUUGAACUAUUUUAAGCCUCAUUGGAAGAACUUUAGCUUCUCUGAGCUCCAGGCUGCUACCAGCAACUUCUGUCAAGGUUAUUUGAUUGGAAAGGGCGGCUAUGCCGAGGUAUAUAGGGGUCGUUUGAAAGGCGGGCAGCUCGUUGCUGUAAAGCGUUUGAUAAAGGGACAUACAGAAGAUCGAAUAGGGGAUUUUCUCACCGAGCUCGGGAUAAUGGCGCAUGUGAAUCAUCCGAACACUGCAAAAAUGAUCGGUUAUGGGGUUGAAGGUGGAAUGUACUUCGUGCUCGAGUUUUCUCCCAUCGGAAGCUUGGCUUCCAUGCUUCACAGUUCAAGAGAGAAGGUGGAGUGGAACAUUCGGUACAAGGUUGCGGUGGGGACAGCUAAAGGGUUGUUGUAUUUGCACGAGGGUUGUCAGAGGAGGAUUAUCCAUCGAGAUAUUAAAGCUGCAAAUAUCUUGCUUACAGAGGAAUUCGAGCCUCAGAUUUGUGACUUUGGACUUGCGAAAUGGCUGCCCGACCGGUGGACCCACCUCACUGUUUCGAAAUUCGAAGGAACUUUUGGUUACUUAGCACCAGAGUUCUUGAUGCACGGUAUUGUUGAUGAGAAAACCGAUGUUUUCGCAUUUGGGGUGUUGCUGUUGGAGCUUAUCACGGGCCGUCGAGCGCUGGAUCAGCAAAGCCUUGUUAUGUGGGUUUUGCUUCUUCUAAGAGGCAGCUGUGGCAGCCUAGAAAUGAUAAAAAAUAGCAAGAAGCUAUCGAGCUGGAAAAGGUAUUAUAAGGAGCUGUUUAGCGCAGAGAAGUACAAUACCACUUUAAAUCUCCGAGCACAGUUGGCCAUGGAAGCUUAGUCGGUGUAUUUCUUGAUUCUUGGCUUUGGUUCAUAUUAUCAUUAGGAAAAAAAAUAAAAAAACAAACAAUUUACUUCAGGUUUUUCAAUGUUGAUGAAGAAUAUGAUAGACUAUAGUAAGUUAAGGUCCAUGUUAUCUCCAUCUUGUAAAAUCAUGAUAAAGAAUUAAUGUUCUGUUACCGGGUCGGGCCGGGCCCUUUGACGAUUUGGUUGUGGGGACAUUGAAUCUUUGAUUAGAGGUCCCUUUCUUCACAUGUUCAAGAGAUGCUAUUGCUUAUGUGCUUUUUUU